UAGGCCCGAGGCUCUGGCUGUUUAUUGUUCCUUCUUCAGCGCCGACACACCAAAACAGGCGAACACGCUGACAAGCAGCUUUCUCGCGCAGUAUACGGAGGUGUGAUAGUCUGAGCGGCUGACUGCGCAAAUCGAGGGCCAUGGCAUACGCUUACCUCUUCAAAUACAUCAUCAUCGGAGACACAGGUGUCGGAAAGUCAUGUCUAUUACUACAGUUCACAGACAAGAGGUUUCAACCUGUUCACGACCUCACCAUUGGGGUAGAGUUUGGAGCGAGGAUGAUCACCAUAGAUGGCAAACAGAUCAAACUGCAGAUCUGGGAUACGGCUGGUCAAGAGUCAUUCCGGUCCAUCACUAGGUCUUACUACAGAGGAGCAGCAGGAGCACUGCUCGUCUAUGACAUCACGAGGAGGGACACUUUUAACCACUUGACGACCUGGUUAGAGGACGCUCGCCAACAUUCCAACUCCAAUAUGGUCAUUAUGCUCAUUGGCAACAAGAGCGACCUGGAGUCACGGAGAGAGGUAAAGAAAGAGGAAGGGGAAGCUUUUGCCAGAGAACACGGCCUCAUAUUUAUGGAGACCUCAGCCAAGACUGCCUCGAAUGUUGAGGAGGCUUUCAUCAACACAGCCAAGGAGAUUUAUGAGAAGAUCCAAGAAGGUGUUUUUGAUAUCAACAAUGAGGCUAACGGUAUAAAGAUUGGACCUCAGCACCCUACCACCAACUCAACACUGCCCGGUAGCCAGGGAGGCCAACAGGCUGGAGGUGGCUGCUGCUGAAGGCCCCAAAACAGACCUCUUCGUCCUCCUCCUUUAACACCUGAGCCCUCUCCAACCACUCCCCACCCCUUGCAUUUCUGCAGAACUGUGCAGGCUCGGUAUCAGUUUAACCUGUCUCUCUCCAUCAUGUCAUCGAUCUAUCCAUCCCGUGUCUUCCUUGUCUCUUUCUCUCAGACCAGUAUCUUUUUUUUUUUUUUUUCUUUUGCUAAAUCAUACCUGAGGGUCUCGUGGCAGCAUCCGGUGAGCUCAACCCUUUUAAGAAAGGUGUCAGCUUUACCUCACUAAAUUCUGAAAUUCAUAUUUUCCUUGAGAAGAUGUAUUGGUUUUAACUGUAUUCGUUUUAAAUUUGACACCAAGGGGAUGAUGAUGAUGAUGGUGAUGAUGAUGAUGAUGAUAAGGAUAAGCUCGAGUGGUGGUGAUGGUAGUGAAUUUCUCCAGACCUGUGGGUAGAGUAAAAAAAACAAAACACACACACACAAUCUGACACUGACUGACUGUAUGAAAUGAUAAACCAUGUGUUGCCUAUAGAAACACAUCUCCAGCAUGUUUUUAAAGAAAACGAUGCAGCACAUUGUAGCAAGGCGUGUUUGUACAUGUAGUGCCUGCGUGUAUAGGGAUGAUAUCGGCAUUCCAAUGAAGUCAGUCUUUUACGUCACAAACCUCUGCUCAUAAAAGUACCCCCCCACCCACACACACUCACACUCUUUGUCUUCAUGUCAACUUGCAGGUGUACUAUAUUGAAUGAACACUAAACAAUUUUCUGUCUGUCUUAAAUUGUCCUGGGGAGAGAUUAACUGACCAAACCAUCUAGUGUGAGAAUGAAGCCUUUUGGAAUGGUAGAAAAAUGAAGGUUCAAGAAAUGUCAAGGGGGAUAUUGAGAAGUGGCUGUCAACAUGAAGUUUAGAAAUAAAGAAAAAAAAAUAAAGGAAAUGAUUGGAAAUGUUUUGUUAACUAUUUAUCAGGCGCUAUUCUUUGUAUAUAUGGCUCACUAGAUUUCUGUGGCUUCGGCUGUUAAAGAGUGAAACUUGGCAAGUUGUGGUCUUCACCGGGGCUUUAUAAGAAUGCAAGAGAGAGAGACAAGAGACAGAGACCCCUUUUUGGACCUUCAAGCAGCUUUUAAACAAUUCUCAUUUAAAACCAAGUUCUCACCAACCCUGUAGAAAGGGGUUGGUGGUGCUCUUUUCCUUUAAAUGACAAAUGUGAAUGAUGACAGGCUGUUAACAAGAACUUGUUGAGUCCCUGCUGGAGAAUCGACUCAAAUGUCAAGGCUUCCUUUUAAGCAAGCCAUGACGCCCACCAUGAAAUAGUUGGCAGAACCAUAACUUUUUGUUUGACUGCUGCAAUGUUUCUUUGCUUUGCAAUGGGCAUCAUUUUACUGUUUUGAUCCUUGUUUACCUAUUCUGUUCAUAUUUCCCCAUGCAUCCCUACUGUGCACCGCUCUUUCCCUGACUGUGUGGUAACAGUUGUGUUUUUAUUGCCAAAACAGCAUGUUUACCUGUGUUUCGUUCAAUAAAGUGGGCGGCGAAAAUCUUUCCAUGAUGAUGUGACAUCAGGAUCAGCUGUCUGCCUUAACGCUACCCGCUGGAGAGAUUUGGACAGUUGCUAAAACAAAUUGGCUGCAAACAUGCUUUACCACAAACUUGCUGUAUACUCAUGUAUUACAUUAGAUGCACAUUGUGUGGAGUGUUGGGGCGUUUCAUUUAAAUUCUCGUAAAUUACUUUCCUACCCAUUCCCUGUGCGCGCACACAUGCCCCAUGUACAAUAUAUAAUGAAUACAUAUAUUCUGUCUAACCAGUGUUUUAACUAUAGAUGUGGGGAGCUUGUUUUUUUUGUUUUUUUUUGUUUUUUUGUCAUUUUAGAUAUAUAUCAGACCGAUAUUAAUCAAGUCAGUUGAGGAUUAUACUUUGUAAAGCAAUGCGUGUGUGUGUGUGUGUGUGUGGAUAGACAGGCCGACAGUGGUUACAGGGGGAGGAUCAAGCCAAACCUGAUGCAUCUAUUUAGCUAUGGAUUGAUCUAUCUUAUCUGUCCCCCUUCCUAGCCCCUCUCAGUCUUAAUUUUCCUGUCUUCCCCCCCCCCCUCCCCCAAAAAGUUAUUUGUUGUGUUUGUUCUUUGAAAGAAAAUUUAGAAAAAUAAGAAAAAAAAAAGAAUGCUAUCACAAUAAACUAAUAAAACAUUCUAAACUCAA
This is a messenger RNA of Phycodurus eques (leafy seadragon), 2965 nucleotides long. It is a transcript of the gene rab2a, whose product is annotated as RAB2A, member RAS oncogene family. Gene Ontology annotation, cellular component: Golgi apparatus. NCBI's taxonomy places the organism in Eukaryota, Metazoa, Chordata, Actinopteri, Syngnathiformes, Syngnathidae. The record is from RefSeq and is a predicted model, not a curated record. The transcript is spliced from 8 exons. Bases 141 to 779 code for a protein of 212 amino acids. Gene Ontology annotation, molecular function: GTP binding; GTPase activity.